Molecule: messenger RNA, 890 nt
Organism: Papilio machaon (common yellow swallowtail)
Lineage: Eukaryota; Metazoa; Arthropoda; Insecta; Lepidoptera; Papilionidae
Exons: 3
Coding region: 70-762 (230 amino acids)
Source: RefSeq, a predicted model, not a curated record
CGAUUAAAAUUAGAAAACGAAAUUUUGAAUCUAAUUACAAAGUAUUGAAAUUACUACAUUAAAAUUACAAUGGAGUCUAUAUUGUCCUCUGAUGAUAGUUGCGAUUCGGAGAUGAAAACGAUGAAAAAUCUUUUAACAGAAUUUGAUUUAAAUGAAGAAAACCUUAGUAAAGAUGAGAUGAGAGAUCUUCUUAAAGCUUUGAAAAAUUCCAAAACAACAGUUAAGGAAGAAGAGUUACAGAGGCUAAAGAUUGAGGAUAGUAAUUGUAAUGCUUCACCAAAAAUAAAAAUGAAGAGAAAGUUCCUUAAUGUAAGAGAUAGGAGAAUGCCUUGGAGUAUAUUACCAAAUACAUUAACUCCAGCGGAGAAAGCUCACACUCUCGCAGUCUACAUUAAACUGAUGUCAAUCAAUAAUUAUCGGCAAGCUAGACAAUCUGUUAAUUUUGCUGCAUGGCCCCCACCACUGCAAAUAGUUGAAGAAACCACAAGAAUUCAACCUGUAAGAUCUACCAGAAGUGGCCGUUCCGUACCACAGUAUUGUGGUUUCGAUGAUGAUUCAUCAGAUUUUGAUAUUGUUGUCACUAAAACGAAAAAAAGAAAGGUUUCAAAUAGUGAUAAUGCAAGUGAUGGCGUAUACUCUAACAAAGUUGUCAGUUUGAAACGGAAGACCACAAAGGAAGAUAAUACCAGGCCAGUAAAAGAGCCCAAAAUUGCCACAGAUGCAAAUAAAUUAGAAUUGAUAAACAACAGUAAUUUAAAAUAAGCUAUUAUAGAAUAUUUCAAGACUGAUUUUAAAUUUGUUUAGCUUCGAAUCUUAUGUAUGACAGUUUUUACACUAUGUAAUAGGUACACAUGUAAUAACAUGCUUUGCAGACAAGUUAUUUGACCUAG